Linepithema humile (Argentine ant) is the source of this 2718-nucleotide messenger RNA. Its product is annotated as protein FAM98B. Gene Ontology annotation, cellular component: tRNA-splicing ligase complex. Lineage: Eukaryota; Metazoa; Arthropoda; Insecta; Hymenoptera; Formicidae. The record is from RefSeq and is a predicted model, not a curated record.
GCGUGUGACGCGAUCUUUCACAAGAUUGCAAGACUCCGAUCUUUGCGUUUAUCGGUGAAUAUAGAUCAAUGGUCAAUACAGGUGAAUUGAAGAAUUGAUUGAGUGAUUCGGUGAGGAAAUAUUUUGUUAUCAUAGCACACUUGGUUUUGCAAUUGUCGAAUAAAUACGUUUUAUAUUUGCCUCAUUACUAUACAUUUUGCUUAAUAAUAGCAAAAAUCUGGACUAGAGAAACAUGGUCGACAUGACCGGUACGGAAGAGAAGUUGCUCAAAAUGCUUGAAGAUGUUGGGUACACAGGACCAAUUCUUGAACUCGACAAACUAUCACAGUCCUUAAAACUUGGUGCAAGAUCACCAGACUUUACUAGUCUUACAGCAUGGUUUGCUGAGCAACUUGCUACAUUUAUUGAUAUCGAUGAGACUGUUCAUGCUACAACAAGCGCAGAUGAUGCUAGUUCCUUCCUCUUAGAGUUAAGUUUUUUUCUCAAGGAAGUAGGAUGUGUGAAUGAAAAACUAACAUGCGGAAAUAUUAAUCAAAGACUAGGGAAUGAGCUUGAAAGAGCUUUACUAAUAGAAUUCUUAGCAGCUGAACUUAUGGCUUGUAAAAUAUUAGAGGAAAAAUAUCCUAAAGAAGAAAAACAAUUGGAAGUCACUAUUAAUGAAAGUGACACAGCAAGAAACUUGAAAAAUAUGGUGAUAACAUUAAAAUUGCAAAAGCCACCAGAUAACAUUUCACCUGAAGCAUUCUUCUCAAAAGUGGAGACUCAAUUAUCAAACAUACUAAAUACUGUACCAUCUGGACAUCUAGAUCAACCACUUAUAAAUCUCGAACUGUCUCAAAGACAAUGGAACAAGUUAUACGAAAUGCAAGAAAAAAUGCAAACAGAAUAUACCAUUCGUCGUGAUAUGUUGCUUAAGCGUCUCGAUGUCACAAUUCAAUCAUGUUUGUGGUCAGAUAAGAUAAAAUCAGAAAUGGAAAUUAAGAAGAUAUUUGAGGAAAGAAGAAAGACUUUAAAAAAUGUACCAAAGGUAAUAAUGGCCGAUUUGUUGGCAGCGAGAAAUGAUCUAGCGAUAAUCGAGAAAAUGAGCAACGCGAGCGUUCGCAAGAACACACGAAGCAAGAUUAACAGUGUUAUUAUUGGAGCAGUGCCUGACAGAGGUGGUAGACCUUAUGAACAAGAACCACCUCCACCAGAGAUGCCUUCGUGGCAAAAGGAUAGAGUUCAAGGACCGACAUCAUUUCGGGGUGGAAGAGGAGGAGGUGGUGGUGAUAGAGGAUAUGGUAGAGGAGGAGGUGGCGGUCGCGGAGGCGGUGGAGGCGGCGGUCGUGGAGGCGGUGGAGGUGGCUAUCAUAAAGAUGCUAGCAGCAAUUUUGGUCAGAAUUUUGACCAUCAGCAGCAAUCUCAAUAUUCUGGACAUAGGAACGCUGGAGGAUAUCAGGGAGGUGGAGGAGGCAGAGGUGGCGGAAAUUAUCGAGAUUCCAACGCGAGCUAUAAUCAGAAUUACAGUCAAAGUUCCAGUCAAAGUUCCAGUCAAAAUUAUGGUCAAAGUUACAGUCAAGGUCAAAGUUAUAACCAAGGUUCGAAUCAAAAUUACAGUCAAAGUUAUGGCCAAGGUUCCGGUCAAAGUUACGGCCAAGGUUCCGGUCAAAGCUACGGCCAAAGUUCCGGUCAAAGUUAUGGUCAAAAUUAUCAACAAUCGCAAUAUUCUGGUCAAAGAGAUUCUUAUGGAGGUAACAAUCGUAGCGGUGGAAAUCAUUACCAGGACAGGAGGGAGGGCGGUGGAGGAGGAGGAGGAGGAGGUGGCGGCGGCCGAAGUGGUAGGGUUCAAGGAGGAUGGAAUCAGGGCAACAAUUCUGGCAUGAACAGCUAUCAACGAGGAGGCGGCAGAGGCAGAGGUAAAGGCCGACAAUAUUGAAGCCAGAAAUCUUAUCGCAAACAGCUCUAAUGAUAUUAAUAUAAUCAUAGUAAUAUUAAUUAAUCACUAUUACGCUUAUAAUAUUGUACUCUUACGUAACACAAAGUGUAACUUUGGUCUCCAAAUAUGGAAUAUCUCUCUAAGUGAAAUGAUGAUCUUGGAUUAUGUGUGUGUUACUUUUAGAUUACAACUAUUUAAAUUUUCAAAUUGCGUAAUGUUGCGUUAAGAUAAUGAAGUUAUUAUUUAUUGAUCUCACAUAUAGAAUUUUGCCUAAUUGUUUCUAAUUUUGUUCUUCGAUUGUAUGUUACUUUUUUUUACAAAAAUCGAACAUAUUAAAAAUACAGUAUUUAUGUAAAUACUUGUUCAAUCGAAGGUAGAUAAUUUCUGAAUGUCAAAAUCAAUUUGCGAGAUGUAAAGACUGUAAAUUAUGCCAUUAGAAUGAAAUGAAUUGUGCUCUAUGUAUCAAAACAACACGUUAAAUGCGUAACAUGUCGCAUGUCUCUAUGCAUAAUAUAAAAUUUUCAAUGUAUAAAAAAUUGUUAAUUUUUUUAACAAUCUAAAAGCAACAACUCUAUGCGUAUAAUGAAUUAUAUUAUUAAAUAUAAUGAAUCGUACUCAAUAUAUUAAAAUAACAUGCUAAAUGCAUAACGUGUCGCAUGCCUCCAUGAACGAUACAAGAUUUUUAAUGUAUAAAAAAUUUAUUAAUUUUUUCAUCAUUCAAAAAGCAAUCAAUUAAAAAGUAACGAUUUUUUCAAAAAUGUAUUUUUUUUCUUUGUAGAAUUAUAAGUUUGUAAUGAAUGAUA